Molecule: messenger RNA, 1557 nt
Organism: Eruca vesicaria subsp. sativa (arugula)
Lineage: Eukaryota; Viridiplantae; Streptophyta; Magnoliopsida; Brassicales; Brassicaceae
Source: the annotation of a GenBank genome assembly
AUGGCGGCGAGGAUUGAAACGGCACCGAGACUAGGGAGAAUACCAGAUGAGGCACGUUUGAAGCACGUGGACGGAUUCUCGCAGUGGGACACUGACGCUACACGCAGAAACCAUGGAACCAUUGUUCAAAUUUUGGUAGAUGGAAGAAAGUCGAAUACAGUAACGGUGCCAACCUUGGUGUAUUUGUCGAGAGAGAAGAGACCUGAGCAUCAUCAUCACUUCAAAGCUGGAGCCAUGAAUGCAUUGGGUUUCUUCGAAGAUAACUUGUGGAGAGUCAUACUAAACGUGGACUGUGAUAUGUACUCAAACAACUCAAAGUCAGCACGCGAUGCACUAUGCAUCUUACUUGAUGAGAAAGAAGGAAAAGAGAUAGCUUUCGUGCAGUUCCCACAGUGUUUUGAGAACCUUACAAGGAAUGAUUUGUAUGGAAGCAUGAUGCGCGUAGGAGCUGACGUGGAGUUUAAGGGAUUGGAUGGAAAUGGCGGUCCAUUAUACAUUGGAACUGGAUGCUUUCACAGAAGAGAUGUGCUCUGCGGAAGAAAGUACGGAGAGGUAGUAGAAGAAGAAGAAGAAGAAUCUGAGGAUAUUUCAGAGCCUGAGAUGAUUAAGGCUCUUGCAAGCUGCACUUAUGAAGAAAACUCUCAAUGGGGAAAGGAGAUGGGUGUAAAAUAUGGUUGCCCGGUAGAGGAUGUCAUAACCGGUUUAGUGAUUCAUUGCCGUGGAUGGAAAUCAGCCUACUUGAACCCCCAAAAGAAAGCUUUUCUUGGGGUAGCGCCGACCAAUUUGCAUCAGAUGCUUGUGCAGCAGAGGAGAUGGUCAGAGGGAGACUUUCAGAUUCUGCUUUCUGAGUAUAGUCCGGUUUGGUAUGCCCAAGGAAAGAUCGGUUUUGGAUUGAUUCUUGGUUACUGUUGCUUUUGCCUUUGGGCUCCAAGUUCACUACCUGUGCUUGUUUACUCUGUUUUGACUUCUCUCUGUUUCUUCAAAGGCAUUCCUCUGUUUCCAAAGGUCUCCAGCUGGUGGUUUAUCCCGUUUGGUUACGUGACUGUUGCAGCUAAUGGUUACAGCCUAGGCGAGUUCUUGUGGUGCGGAGGAACGUUCCAUGGAUGGUGGAACGAGCAAAGGAUGUGGCUCUAUAGAAGAACAAGCUCCUUUCUUUUCGGAUUCACCGACACAAUUCUGAAGAAACUUGGGGUUUCUGAGUCUGCAUUUGUAAUCACCGCAAAAGUAGCUGAAGAAGAGGCAGCAGAGAGGUACGAGAAGGAGGUAAUAGAGUUUGGAGUGGAGUCUCCGAUGUUUCUCCUCCUCGGAACACUUGGGAUGCUCCAUCUCUUCUGCUUGGCCGCAGCAGUUAUGAGACUGGUGACUUGUGAAGAGGCUGGAGGAGAUGUACAAACAAUGGGUAUGCAGUUUGUGAUAACAGGACUACUUGUGGUAAUAAACUGGCCUUUAUAUGAGGGCAUGUUGUUGAGGAAAGACAAAGGGAAGAUGCCAAGGACCGUGACAGUCAAAGCAUUUGUCUUAGCUUUUUCUGCUUGCACUUGUAUAGCAUUGUCUUGA